ACACUGCACCUGUCGUAGUAGUCUGAAGUCAACCGAGCUAACAUAGACAGGGCACAGAGGAUAUAGUGCAUUCGAUUUACAACGACAGGACAAUCAAACAUCGGGCUUUAUGUGUAUGUUAAAUUUCAUUUCUGAAGGGGACAGAAACUUGCCUCCUACGGGUGCCCAGGGGCAGGAGCAUAAAGCUCAGGAAGAUGGCGUCCCCCUUUGUGCCUGUCCCGGUGCCGAUGGACAGAGCUUUGUCAGGAGGUAGCAGCAAGCUGAGGCGGCCACAGCGAGCUUCAUCACUAGGCAGCGUCUCUAGCUUCUCCACCGGGCAGGACCAUGGACGAGGAUGUGGGGGAUUAGGUACCCAGCGCCAGUCCCGCUGCGUGGACAGAGGCAGCCGGAGCAGGACACCACCACCCCCCCAGAGCCCUGUGACCCGGGCCAGAGUGAACGGGACUCUGGAGCCUUCCAUCGAGUACUCUAGCUGUCCCCGCUCCAUAUCAGAUCCUGCUGGGAGCCAGCAAGGCGAGGACAGGCCUAUUACCCCCACUGUGCUGGGAUAUGAAGUCAUGGAGGAGAGAGCCAAGUUUACGGUAUUUAAGGUCCUGGUCAGGAAGACUCCAGAUGAGAGCUGGGUUGUUUUUAGAAGGUACACAGACUUCUCCAGACUCAACGACAAGCUGAAGGAGAUGUUCCCGGGCUUCCGCCUCUCACUGCCUCCUAAGCGCUGGUUCAAAGACAACUAUGACACCGACUUCCUGGAAGACAGACAGUUGGGACUCCAGGCCUUUUUGCAAAACCUUGUUGCGCACAAGGACAUUGCCAGCUGCCUGGCAGUGAGGGAGUUUCUGUGUCUGGAUGACCCCCCUGGGCCUUUUGAUAGUCUGGAGGAGAGCAGAGCGUUCUGCGAGACUUUGGAGGAGAGCAAUUACCGUCUCCAGAAGGAGCUGCUAGAGAAGCAGAAGGAGAUCGCCUCCCUGAAGAGGAGGCUGGAGGAGAGGGAGCAAGCCAUUCUGCUACUGGAGAAGCAUAUCAAUAGCGAGUGUGUGAGCCCGGAGUCUGUGUGUGAUCUGUCAGCCCAGGGCAGUGAGAGCAGUGCAGAUGUGGAGUCGUCUGCGGCAGAGGCCGAUCAGGAUGUGCCUGAGGACACUGGCAGUGCUGCCCCGAACUGAAAAAAGAUCCCCAUAACAUGUGAGUGGCAGGUGUGAGGUCCAACCGGUGCGAUCCUCUGCCUGUUGGUGUGGACCGUCACUCAGCAGCUCUCCUCCGCUCAUCCAGGUCACUCAGCUUUACCACUAGAAGCUGGAUCGAUAGCGAGAAACGCUGUCAUUUCAUACUCUUUGUUUUUUUUCUGCCUUUUUUUGACCGUACCAUUCCCUGCUCCCACCACAACUCCCAUUCUCACUUUCCACCUUCCACACAGAAGCACUGUUUCACCUUCCGGUCUUGCAGUUGGAUCUGAAGCAGACUAUAUCUCAAGAUCUGCUUAUAAGUUAGAAGGGAACAGCCUGUCUGCCCAUAUUUCCCCCUAAACAAUGGGUCAUGGGAUACUUUAUCUGGCCCAUGCGAAACACUUCAUUCUGAAGACACAUCUUGGGCAAGAUAAGAACUAUAUCUGGAAUUACAUGGCUACACUUCUUAAAACCUUAAACCAAGUCGGUCCGUCUUAAACGGUGUGGGGAUUUCUCAGUUCUCCUCGUUCACUUUUAAACCGUGUAUCGCGGCUGCCUGAUUGGAUCGAUUUGAUCAUGCGGUCACAAAGCCAAAGUUUGGCAUCUUGACCAAAAAUAUAAAAAAAAACCUUGAAGACAUUCACAAUUGUGACAAUCUGAAGAAAAGCCGAACCAUCACUUCCUGCAGACGUGCAUUGCCUCAUCACUUGAGACAAAAAUAGAGAAACCACACCCUCGUGGCCAUAGAACUGUAGAAAUAAAAACAAGUCUGGAUGA
Etheostoma cragini (Arkansas darter) is the source of this 1937-nucleotide messenger RNA. It is a transcript of the gene snx16, whose product is annotated as sorting nexin 16. Gene Ontology annotation, molecular function: phosphatidylinositol binding. Lineage: Eukaryota; Metazoa; Chordata; Actinopteri; Perciformes; Percidae. The record is from RefSeq and is a predicted model, not a curated record. Gene Ontology annotation, cellular component: early endosome; late endosome; extrinsic component of endosome membrane. Gene Ontology annotation, biological process: protein targeting to lysosome; endosome to lysosome transport; early endosome to late endosome transport. The coding region runs from base 195 to 1160 and encodes 321 amino acids. The transcript is spliced from 9 exons.